GAUGGGGUGCUCAGACCAGGGCAUAGUGUCAGAGAGCAGGAGACAGAUGAGGAGACACAAGGAAAGGAUGAAGGGGAAGGUGCACCAUGAGCAUGUUCUCUGCCCUCCACCCAGAUUUUGCCUCCUUGAAGAGAAUGUGGCCUCAAGGGGUCAUCUUUGUGGCCCUGCCCCAGAUGGGGCCCAUCCUGGUCGGGCUGCUUGCCCCACAUAGGUUGUCUGGUUGGUGUGACAGCCUGAGGAAGCUGCCCUGGUGCCCACCCUACAAGGUUUUGUUGCUUGUGUGGACAGCCAUCUACUCUGUCAUGGGCUAUGCCUCCUACCUGGUGUGGAAGAACAUGGGAGGGGGCUUCGGGCGGCCCCUGGCCCUUCCUCUCGGUCUCUACAUUGUGCAGCUCGCUAUCAGCUGGACUGCCCUGAUUCUCUUUUUCACAGUCCACACCCCUGGUCUGGCCCUGCUGCACCUGCUGCUGCUCUACGGGCUGGUUGUGAGCAUGGCGCUGAUCUGGCACCCCAUCAACAAACUGGCCGCCCUUCUUCUGCUGCCCUACCUGGCCUGGCUCACUGUCACCGCCUCCAUCGCCUACCGCCUGUGGAGGGACAGCCUUUGUCCAGAGCACCAGCUGCAGCCCACGGGGGAGAAGAGUGGCUGAGGCACCAGGAUGCAGUAAAAGGAGGAGGAAGGCCAGGGAAGGAUGGAAGAGACUGCAGGCAGGCUGUGAGGCUCUGGGGGGUGGGGGGGGGGGCUGGGGAUUGAUAAGUCAUGAAGGUGACUCACCCCAAUGUGGCCACUGUCCUGGGUCCCCUGGUGCCACUCUUCAUUAGAAUAUAGAGAAAUGGGAAAGAGGAAGGAAAAUUAUUUUACACUUAAUUUGAGUUAAUAAAUUCUGUAUUAAUAAA
Molecule: messenger RNA, 897 nt
Organism: Phyllostomus discolor (pale spear-nosed bat)
Lineage: Eukaryota; Metazoa; Chordata; Mammalia; Chiroptera; Phyllostomidae
Gene: TSPO2
Product: translocator protein 2
Exons: 3
Coding region: 87-650 (187 amino acids)
Cellular component (GO): endoplasmic reticulum; membrane
Molecular function (GO): cholesterol binding
Source: RefSeq, a predicted model, not a curated record